UAGUCCUCCCCACACCUUUUUUCUGAUGGUCUUGGAAGUGUUAUUUUUCUACUUCCUCCCUACAUCAAACUCUGACUGCGUCAGUGUUGCCAAGAAACAAAGAGUUGAAAUCAACCUCUUGUAUCAAGUAAAUGAAUAUGAGAAGAACUGGGUUGUUUCGAAGGUCUCUCUCUUCAUUGCCGACAGACAUCAUUACCAUCCAUCCAUCCAUGGAUGGAUGGAUGAACUUUGGUUGUCAGCUCAUUUGUUUUAGUUUUUUCUCUUUCCUAGAAACAUUAAUGUGAAAACGAAAGUUUAAAUAUUCCGAACUAUGAAAAGAAAUGUUCACAUAUCGACGUGUGAUCUUGUUUUUAUCUGUCUCUGGAACAGAAAGGUAUUUAUUUACAGGAAAAGACUUUUAGGCCUUUGACAGAGUAACAUUUUCUGACCCUUUUGGAGAUUGCAUGACAGUUUAUGAGCAUAGUAGAGUUUAUUUUUUUCCUGACUUUUGUCUUCAAUCUUUCCUGUGACCUUCUGCAGCUUUGUGGGAUGAGUGCUGUGAUUAGUUGAAUGUGACAGUGUGAGCAGGAACUGCUUGGGCUCCUGGAAAUGUCCAGAGAUAAACUGCUUGUUAUUGUUGUGACUUCCAGAGGUCUGUGACUUCUGGGCAACCCAUAACCUCCUAUAGGAUAAUAAAAAAAGAACACAAAGGCAACUAUCUCUAUCUGGCUGACAGCUAUUGAAGCAAUAACACUCAUUCAUUCUUUCAACAACAGAUAUCAACAGAGAUUUUCAUUCUAAUGGGAGUAAACGUUAGGACACUCAUCAGCUCAUUGCCAUCUUACAACAUUUGGUGUAAAAAACUUCAGUGAGAAACUUCUUGAAAUCGUCUCUCUGACGUUUCUCCCCGCCUUCAGUCGUGAUUUUUUUCCUAACAUUAUGUUUGAAGUUUUGUUUUCUUUCAUUCCCAGAGCCAGUUUCAAGACACCUGAAUUAAUGAAUGCUGGAUUCUACGAUGGUGAGCUGGCCAGGUCCUAUGGCAGCAAAGCCUUCCCAAACCAUGACACUUCCACCUACAUGCUUCACGGCUGAGCUCUUUUCCUCAGUGAGCAGUCAGCUGGGCAGCAGGUCUACAGCUUCCCCGACGUGUCACGCCAUGUCAUGGAGCUCAUUCUGGAGUACGCCUACACCUCCUCCGUCGUGGUGACAGAGGACAACGUGGCCGAGCUGUUGGCCGCAGCAGCCCGCUUCGGCGUCGAGGGCCUCAUUCAGGCCUGCUGCGACUUCCUGCAGGGGAAGCUCUGCUCCAAGAACUGCAUCAACACCUGGAAGCUAGCAGACCACUACAACUUCCGUAACCUGAAGGAAGCGGCCUACCUCUACAUCCUGCAACACUUUGAGGAGGUGGUGGACGUCUGUGCUGACUUCCUGCAGCUCUCCGUGGAGCAGCUGGCAGAUCUGAUUGGGAAGGACGAGCUGAACGUGAGAAAGGAGAGUUUUGUGUUUGAGGCCAUCCUCCGCUGGGUCGAGGUUGCUCCUGAGGAACGCAAGGGUUACAUGCCCACACUUUUGACUAAAGUCCGCCUGCUCCUGAUGCCUGCUGAUUACACGGUUGACAGUAUGUGCAAAAACCAUCUGGUCAGGAGCAACAUACAAUGCAUGAACAUGGUGAUCAGUGCAAUGAAGAUCCUUCGGGGGUCCGGCUUGGCGAGACCACCGACCUCCACCCGUCUGCCCUCCCAUGUGCUGCUGGCCAUUGGUGGCUUUGAAGGCAAUCAUGUUUCUGACAAGAUCGAGCUGUACAACGUGCGAACUGACCGCUGGAAGACGGUGCACAGGUCUAAGAAAGGUUUGCCAGAGUUCAGCGGCUACGCUUACCUCGGAGGCAACAUCUACUGUGUCGGAGGGUGUGACGGUAAUCUCUACUUGAGCAGCGUGCUACGGUUCAACCUAGCCACCCAGACUUGGAAAGAGGUGGGGACGAUGCACAAAGCUCGAUGCUAUGUCAGCGUGGUGGUGCUCGACGAGCGCAUUUAUGCAAUGGGAGGCUGCGACAAGUUUGAUACCUUCAACUCUGUGGAGAGAUUUAACCCCGACACCAAUCAGUGGACCCUGAUCGCACCGAUGCGCGAACGCAGGGCCGAUGCUGGGUCUGCAGUACUGCAUGGCAAGGUGUACAUUUGUGGGGGAUUUUUUUUGGAUGACGUAUUUUCUUCUUGUGAGUGCUACAACCCCGAAACCAACCAGUGGACUUAUAUCGCACACAUGGAAACCACUCGGACGGCAGCAGGCGUCAUCACCUACAACGAUCAGCUCUAUGUGCUUGGUGGCUACGAUGGCAGAAGGCACAUUGCCGAUGUCGCCGCUUACGACCCUUCGUCCAAAUGUUGGCACACAUUGACUCCCAUGCUUCACCCCUGCAGCAACUUUGGGACUGUGGUGUUGGAGGACCAGCUGUAUGUCGUGGGAGGCUUCAAAGACGAUAAUGAUCAGCUGUGCUCUAAAGUGGAGCGGUACGAUGGAAAGACCAAGACCUGGCACCCUGUCCAGGACCUGGGGACUCCUCGCGGUGCCGUCAACUGCUUCACGGUGGAGCGAAUCCCCCACACUACCGCAUUUUUCUCCUAAACACCAACUCCAGCAAGUAAAUAAAUAUGUUAGUAAAGAUUUAUUGUAAA
Fundulus heteroclitus (mummichog) is the source of this 2657-nucleotide messenger RNA. Its product is annotated as kelch-like protein 10. Gene Ontology annotation, molecular function: protein binding. The transcript is spliced from 5 exons. The coding region runs from base 1141 to 2607 and encodes 488 amino acids. NCBI's taxonomy places the organism in Eukaryota, Metazoa, Chordata, Actinopteri, Cyprinodontiformes, Fundulidae. The record is from RefSeq and is a predicted model, not a curated record.